Messenger RNA from Lactuca virosa, 1488 nucleotides. The record is from the annotation of a GenBank genome assembly. NCBI's taxonomy places the organism in Eukaryota, Viridiplantae, Streptophyta, Magnoliopsida, Asterales, Asteraceae.
AUGGGUUCGCCAACCUGCUCCGCUGAUGCACUGGCAGCCAUGUUUGGUGCCAACACCACCAACGCUACUGGCGCUGCCGCUUUUAUCUGCGAUCAAUUUAACACCGUCUCCACAAAGUUCAGCGACACCACAUACGCCGUCGACUCCACAUACCUUCUUUUCUCUGCAUAUCUCGUCUUCUCCAUGCAGCUUGGUUUCGCCAUGCUCUGUGCAGGCUCUGUUCGUGCCAAAAACACCAUGAAUAUCAUGCUCACUAACGUUCUUGAUGCUGCCGCCGGUGGUCUAUUUUACUACCUAUUCGGAUUCGCUUUUGCCUUCGGUACCCCAUCCAAUGGGUUCAUCGGUAAACACAACUUUGCCCUUCAAAAUAUGCCUUCGUCUGACUUCGACUACAGCUAUUUCUUAUACCAGUGGGCUUUCGCCAUCGCCGCUGCCGGAAUCACAUCCGGAUCUAUCGCCGAGAGAACUCAAUUCGUCGCUUAUCUGAUUUACUCUGCUUUCCUGACCGGAUUCGUUUACCCCGUCGUAUCGCAUUGGUUCUGGUCCGUCGACGGAUGGGCAAGCGCCACGAACAUGGAUAACUUAUUUCUCGGAUCAGGUGUCAUCGAUUUCGCAGGAUCUGGUGUGGUUCAUAUGGUUGGUGGGAUCGCAGGCUUAUACGGUGCUUUAAUCGAAGGCCCAAGAAUCGGCCGAUUCGACCACAGCGGCCGAUCAGUGGCCUUACGCGGCCAUAGCGCCUCCUUGGUGGUGCUCGGUACUUUUCUUCUAUGGUUCGGAUGGUACGGAUUUAACCCAGGUUCGUUUGUCAAAAUCCUAAGCCCGUACGAAUCAGGUAGCUAUUACGGACAGUGGAGCGCCGUCGGUAGAACCGCCGUAACAACAACCCUAGCUGGUUGCACAGCCGCCCUAACCACUCUCUUCGGUAAGAGAAUACUCUCCGGACACUGGAAUGUAGUCGAUGUCUGCAACGGACUAUUGGGUGGCUUCGCAGCCAUAACCUCAGGGUGUUCGGUGGUUGAUCCAUGGGCUGCAGUCAUCUGCGGAUUCGUGGCCGCAUGUGUCUUAACAGGGUUCAACAAGCUAGCGGAGAAGAUGAAAUACGACGACCCAUUAGAGGCGGCUCAGCUUCACGGCGGUUGCGGAGCAUGGGGGAUCAUCUUCACUGGUUUAUUCGCGAAGGAGAAGUAUGUGAACGAGGUGUAUCCAGGGAAACCAGGUAGGCCAUAUGGGUUGUUCAUGGGUGGUGGUGGAAAACUUCUAGCAGCACAUGUGAUCCAGAUUUUAGUGAUUAUUGGGUUCGUAAGUGCCACAAUGGGUCCGUUGUUUUUGAUUCUUAAAAAGCUUGGGUUGCUAAGGAUCUCGGCGGAGGAUGAAACAGCAGGUAUGGAUAUGACCAGACAUGGUGGUUUUGCAUAUGUUUAUCAUGAUGAAGAUGAUCAGAAACUCGGCCUUCCGAUGAGGAAGAUAGAGCCUGCCGUUUCAUCUUAA